Molecule: messenger RNA, 336 nt
Organism: Acomys russatus (golden spiny mouse)
Lineage: Eukaryota; Metazoa; Chordata; Mammalia; Rodentia; Muridae
Product: prothymosin alpha-like
Exons: 1
Coding region: 10-336 (108 amino acids)
Biological process (GO): negative regulation of apoptotic process; positive regulation of transcription by RNA polymerase II
Cellular component (GO): nucleus
Molecular function (GO): histone binding
Source: RefSeq, a predicted model, not a curated record
UGCCCCACCAUGUCAGACACGGCAGUGGACACCAGAUCUGAGAUCACCACCAAGGACUUGAAGGAGAAGAACGAAGUUGUGGAAGAGGCAGAAAAUGGAAGAGACACACCUGCCAAUGGGAAUGCUAAUGACGAAAAUGGGGAGCAGGAGGCUGACAAUGAGGUAGAGGAGGAAGAGGAAGAAGGUGGGGAGGAAGAGGAGGAGGAGGAGGAAGGUGACAAUGAGGAAGAGGAUGGAGAUGAAGAUGAGGAAGCUGAGGCUCCUACGGGCAAGCGGGUAGCUGAAGAUGAUGAGGAUGAGGAUACCAAGAAGCAGAAGACUGAUGAGGAUGACUAG